AUGGCCUACUUUGUUGGGGGUCAAAUAAAGCCGUAGCCACCGUUAGAGGUUUAAUUUUCUGAGUUUCCCAACCAGCAUCUCCGUCUUUCUCUCAAGCCCUGGAGUCCGACCGGGCGCAUCGGGUAAAGAUGACCGUAACAAAAUCGAUUACAUUUUCUUCCUCUCCCUUCUUCCACACUAUUAUAGUCUGCCUCGAUCUGUUCCUCCACUAUUUUCCCUAGAAAGCCUGUUUGCAGACUACGUAUAAAUGCACCGCCCUCAGGCCUUGAGUUUUCCCUCUGGCCGACGUAAAAAAGGCUAAGCGUUGCACCCAGGAGCUCUCCUGCUUGCACCUUAAUCAGCAUGCUGGUGUGUCGUGCCCAUGCUCCAAAUAUAGUCAUUCCACUCAUUGAACACUUUAAACGUUAAACCUGAAGUAACAGAUGUGGUUUCAUGGUAUAAUGGCUCAUAAAAAGUUCAAAUCAGAUCACGCAAGUAAACAUUAUUUUGAAUGUGCCUCUAUGUUUAUUUUGUUUUCUUUGCUGACAAAUCUCGUUUGUUACCGAAGACUGUAGUUCGAGAGCCAUCGUAGUUUGAUCAAAAAUAAAACACAAGCAGCGGUGAUAAACAUUGUGAGUUUUCGCAUUAGCAUACGAGACGUCAAGUUUAUAAAAAUGCGAAAACUCACAAUGUUUAUCACCGCUGUUUGUGUUUUACUUUUGAUCAAACUGUAGUUCGAAACUGAUACACUAUUAACCCCGGGUGUUAACACAAAACAACUGCAUUAUGUCAUUACAAGCACGACAACAGAGAGAAAGUUAACCAGAAAGGUACAGUUAUUCAGUUCACGGUUGCUUGUUUUACGGCACUCUGCAUAAUAAAAAGUAAUUUGCAUCUUUAUGAGCUGAUGUUUUUACGGUGUCGUGCUUUAUAUAAAUGGCUUUUGCGUCUAGUAUAGAUGAUUGACACUUUACUACUAAGGCGCGUCAGAGGCUCCAAUACAAUACUGCUCUGUGAUUGGUUCGAAGGGUCUUUGAUUCCGAGAAAAGCUAAAGAUAGAAACGUCACAAGACUUGAUUGUUGGGUGUAGACUAGACUCUGGGACACAAAAGGUCAUUUCUCUGUUAUUUUGAAGAAGACAUGGAUCUCACAACUCUCUUUCACAAUCUUCGCGAAGAAGUUUCUUGUUCGGUGUGUUCGGACUUAUUCACAGACCCUAAACAUCUCUCCUGUCUGCACAGCUUCUGCUUGAAGUGUGUAAAACAGUGGUACGAGACGUGCGGAGGCGGAGACGCCAUUAAAUGCCCGAAAUGCCAAACGCUAAGCAGAGUACCAGCAAGCGGUGAUCUUGAAGAUCUUCCAACAAGCUUUUAUUUGAAUGGCUUUAUCGAUGUUCUUGCCAUCAAAGAAUGUAAGAACACUCAACUAACAUGUGGAAACUGUGACAAGAAGAGCUCGGAAGCGUCGUAUUGUUUCCAGUGUUGCAUAUUUUAUUGUGAAGAAUGCUUACUUUGUCAUACUAAAAUGCGAGAGAAAAAGGGGCACCGUUCUUUGGCAGUAAGAGAAUUCCAAGAUAAGGACUUUGAGGAUGUAUUGAAGAGACCUGUAUUUUGUUCAAGACAAGGACAUCAGAAAGAAGAGCUCAAGUACUACUGCAAAGAAUGUGAAACAGUUCUUUGCCAAACUUGCGUCAUUCUGGAUCACGGAGGUCAUGGUUUGAAAUUGAUCGAAGAAGAAGCCGAAACCAAAAAACUUGAGAUCAAAUCUGUAAUCGAAACGCAGAAACAAAAUUUAGAAGCAAAAAUGAACGUACUGACUCAACUGGAUGACGACUGUGCUAAAGUGAUUCAACAAGGCGAAGUGUUAAAAACAGAUGUUCAAAAGUUUGCUGAUAACUUGAUCAAAACAAUUCAAGCGAAAAUGCAAAAUAUAAUCACCACAGUGGAAUGCCGAACUAAGAAGUCCAUUGAAAGUUUGACAGCAGAAAGGGACGACAUUCAGCAACAAAUUAAUGUUAUUGAGUCAUCACUGGAAGAAGCUGAUAAACUCUUUCAGAGAAGUACCAAUGUUGAAGUUGUUCAGCUUACAAAAACACUGCAAACAAUAUUUGACGGGGUCGAUCAGGGAGAGGUUAUUGCUCAUGACACUGGGAAUCAAGAAGCUUUAGUUUUCAUUAAAAAUCAAAAAAUGCUUGAUUUUGUAAAGGAAGAAGAAAUUGGAUCCUUAGAAAAACCCUAUCGGACGAAAUCAAGCGAAUCUGUGGCUGAAGGCGAAGGACUGAUUGAAGGAAUUGUUGCGCGCAAAGUUCAAUUCAAUUUGACCACAAGAAACGCAGAGAGAAAGCAGUGGUAUGAUCAGAGGGACCGUGUCACGGUAGAGAUUAAGGACGAGCAAGGACAAGAAUGCGUGACGCAAGUGAAGGUUCAGGACAUUAAAGAUGGUACCUACCAUGUUAGUUUUUAUCCCAGAGUUCAAGGUACAUUCAAAUUGCAUGUUAAAGUAAACGAGGAACAUAUUCGUGGCAGCCCUUUUACGAUGAGCGUAAAACCAUUUCAUGUAAAACCUGUUUUAUGUUUUGGAAAGGAAGGCAAAGGUGAUGAAAUGUUUAAGUAUUCUCGAGGUGUGGCAGUGACUGAAAAAGACGAAAUAGUAGCAGCUGACGAGUACAAUCAUCGGGUUCAAGUGUUUGACAGUAAUGGUACUUUCUUAAGAUCCUAUGGUCGCGGAGGUAAAAAUGUUGGAGAGUUCAACUACCCUGAUGGAAUAAUUGAUAGGGAUGGAAACAUUUUCGUAGCAGACCGCGGUAACCACAGAGUGCAAAUCUUUAGCUGGGAGGAGACGUAUCUGGGUUCAUUUGGCGGCAAUGGAAGCCUUGAUAAUCAGCUGUCCAGUCCUCGGGGUUUAUCCUUAGAUAGUACUGGUAAUGUUAUUGUUGCUGAUACAGGAAACAAACUGAUUAAGAUCUUUACCCCGGAUGGUAGGUUUGUAAUGAAGAUAGGUGGGCAGGGUUCUUUUAGUUCUCCUGUUCACUGUGUUCAGUGUGGUGAAUAUUUCAUAGUGUCAGACCUACGUGAACACUGUAUCAAAGUAUUUAACAGGGAGGGGCAUUUUCAGUACAAGUUUGGUGAGCAGGGGAAAGGGGACGGGGAAUUUUGUUACCCUGGUUAUUUGUUAGUGAAUGAGUCACAGCAUCUGUUUGUCUGUGAUCGUGAUAAUCAUAGAGUUCAAGUCUUUGAACUUAACGGAAAAUUCAUUGGGAAGUUUGGAACAGAGGGCAGCAAGUUAGGGGAAUUCAGUAAACCCUUGUCGAUGGCAAUGCUUAGAAAUGGCCGAAUUGUUGUGUCUGAUGAACGUAAUCAUCGAAUUCAAAUAUUUGAAUGAAAAGUGGCUAUAUUUCUUGAACAUAUUAGCAAAUUAAAGCAUGUUAUUCCAAAUAUAAAUCUAAAUAUCCCAGGAAAAUUAAGUUAGCCCACAUUCGUUAAUAUUUUUUUAAAAAACGUAAAGAUAGUCCAUAGUAUGUAGUCCACAUACUGUAAUUUAAACCGUUUAUAAAAAGGAGGGAACAAUAGGGAGACACUAACAUCAAGUGCUAAAAGACUAUGUUGACUUGAGGGCUUGAGUUUGUAAGCUCUUUUGGUCGUUUUUUGUGAUCGAUACUUUGCGAUGGUCAAGGCAACCAGCUAUGACAUAACAUAACAUAAAACUUUAUUUAAACUCGAAUUUUAGAGUAGCUAACAAGCUAAUAUCUUCGAGCUGACACUACAUGAAAACUAUAUAGAAAAUAUAUAUAUACAUUAAAUGCAAGGAAAGAAAAUAUCAUUUACAAUUUACAAUUCACAAUUUUAAGUUUAAGUAUGUCAGGCAAAAAGAAUCUACAUGAAGGUAACAUCCUGUAAAUGUGAUGUAAAUGUGUAAAUGUGUAAAUGUGACAAUGUAAGUAAAAAUAUUAAGACUAAACAUUAGCCUAGUCAUAAAUGUAUUCUUUACUGUUUAUUAAGUGCUGGUCAUUGCCAUUAUAUUUUAGUUUCUUUUUUUUUUUUCAUCAAUGAGAUAUGAAAAGCAUGGACCAGGUUUUACGUAAAAUGCCUGCUGUACAACAUGGACGAGGUCUGAGUUGUGCGUCUAGUUCUACCUUAAAUUUAAAGAUUUUAAUUUUACCUCAAAACAAGCGUUAUUCUUACUUUCCAGGACAUAUUAUUUUUGCGUAAAACAAUAGGCCAUUUCCGAGUUCCAAAAAAUCUCACUUUCAAAACGAGGCUAAGUGCGAAACCUUUGUUGUGAAAAUGAGUUUUAUUUGCAUCAUAAUUAAAAAUCAUUUUCAUAUCAAUGGCUUCGCACUUAGCCUCGCUUUGAAAGUGAGAUUUUUUGUAACUCUGAAAUGGCCUAUUUACCCAUUCAUUCCGCCUUUUUCCUCAUUUCUCCCCGCCCCACGAUUUGGAACUGUUGGGUUUUGAGGACAGGGACCCGGAGAUAUAAAAACCUCUCAGAGCAAAGGCGAGAACCAACGACAAACUCAACGCUCAUGUAGCGUCACUUCCGGCGGAAUUCGAACCCAGGGCCUAUUGAUAGGUGCUGCGCCACACAUCAGUUUUCACCUACGCUUCCCAAUUGAACAGAAGAAAAAUUUUCUUUUUUACCCGCGAUUUAUUUUAUCGUUUAUUAAGCCAAUAUUUUCUUUUCUCCACAUGUUUUCCUUGCAAACAAACAAAUCGGAAUUUGCGCAUGUGGAAUUUUUUUUCUCCGCCUUGUCAUGCACGGUUCGCAAUGGUACCUGGGACGAAUCAGCGCACCAACUUAAACUUUAAAACAGCUCACUGAAUUUUAUUUACAAUUUUAAGAUAGGAGAUAGAAUAGGAGUAAAAGCUGCAGCGAUAAAAUUUGUUUGAAACUCUUGCUUGCUAACCUUUUAUCUGGCGAUGUCUUUUAGCGCCACUUAAGAGCAUCCAAUUAUAAAAGGCGUUAUUAAGUGUUCUAAAUGAUGAUAACGUCGGAUCACACUACAUUGUACCAGAGAGGGAAAGAGAAGUGCAGCCACCCACACCCUUUUACUCACCCCCAACCCACUCCACUCUGUCUCUCCUCCGGUCAUUGUCAUUUCACAUGACGUAGCAAUCCAGGGACCAUUUACAAAAAUUGUAACUUCAGAAGUUACUACUAAUGUCUGGCGUUACAAAGAGUUUGACUGAAUCGACUGAACAUCAGACGUGAACAUUUGCGGCAGAAGUUAAAGAUUUGCGCAACUACGCCCUGUCAUAAAAGAUCACUUUUCGGUGACUGGCAUGUUCACGUGAGCAGGAAAGACAUGACAACAAGUUUUCUUUCUGCGAGAGUGUUCUUUUGAAUAAGACACGUUCACCGUCUUUUCUUGGGCUUUCUCUUUGUUGCGGAAUUCUUUCAACCCCGCUCCGCUGGUUCAAACAAAUCAAGAGGACUGUAUCUUUCGAUGUAACAACACGAUUUAAUCCAAUCCAACAAUCUACUGUGAUGUACAACUCUCAUAUACUCAACGUUCGUAACACAACGAUCAACGUAACUGAACGAUCAACGAUCAACGAUCAACUCAACUAAAACUAAAACAUUCUAAGUAUACAGUGGUUUUUCUACUAUCCUUGCGUAAGGCAGUAUUUUUACAUUAAUCACAUGUACAGUAAAAGUUCCCAUUGUAAUGUAUCUAAAUUAAGUGUCUAUUACAAAAUCGCACGUUCUUUCACCUUAUUUAGCCUAAGAAAAUGCAUGCAGUUACAUCAUUUUAUAUCCUAAAUAUACUUGGACUUUGUCUACAUUAUUGUGAAAUCUAAUGUCACGAAAUCUAACUUUUGCGCUACAAAUGUCAAUUUCUAAUUAAUAUUUAAUCACAGAAUAAUCAAGUUAAGUAUCACCUAUUUCUUUCCCCGACACUCUUGUCUUUCCUGUUGUGCGAUUCCUUCUUUUUACGCCUAAAAAUGAAACGUGUUUUGUGUUACUGAAUCAUGACUCUUGCCACGAAAAAUACAAAAGGAAUUAUCAUGUCACAAACUGUCAAAUUAUACUUAUUAACACAAUUCACUGCGUUGUAAUAUUUAUAACUAUAACGAGAAUCCCUGAAAUAAACAGAGAUUAUCUUUGGACAACUAAAUUGGGAGUUAAACAGUGAGUGCAGAUUCUAGUCUAUUCAAUUGAGCAAACUUUACAGCCAUCUUAUUACUCCUACGUCAAAAUUAGCGGAAUAACACAGUUUAAAUAACACAGUGUGGCCAGUAGCUUACGCAUGCACCCAGCCAUAUAACUCGAGCAAUGGAGGGAGAGCUGUUUCGCUCUCAUUGCGACUCAUGAGCAUGGGCCCAUGAACACGGCUUUGAUCUUACAGGGGUCCAAAGGCUAUGCCAUGCUGAUGAGCCCUAACGAGGGGCGCAAGAGCUGUCCAUGGUUGCCACUGCUCGGUUGAUAUUGCUGUCUGCAAGCGUAAGGUACUGGCCAUACCGCAGAGUUUGGUAGAGUGUGCUUCCUUGCAGAUUUUCUUGCUAUUGUUUGUAAGAGCCAACUUAAGACCACCAACAUCCUCUUAAUCCCACAAAUGAACAACCUCGACUAGUAUGAAUCUUGGGCUUAAGAUUUUCGUAAAACUGAGUUGGACUUUGUGUUACUGGAUAAUUCACAAGCCAAAACUUCAAACUGAUACGACUUGCGAGGGAGCAAAGCACACGACACUAGUUAUCACAAAAAAGGGAAAAUAUGGCAAAAGAAAAGAAUUAACCACCACAAGCCCGCUUGGGAUGUGCGGGGAAAAGAAAUGUGUAUAAAAAAGGCUAAACGACGUUAUACUGUAUUGAAGAGUUAAAACCACUAAAACUCUUAUUUAGUUCUCUGUUUAGCAUGGCAUCCUCAGUUGGGGGUCAAAUAAAGCCGUAGUCACCGUUAGAGGUUUAAUUUUCUGAGUUUCCAAACCAGCAUCUCCUUCUUUCUCUCAAGCCCUGGAGUCCGACCGGGCGCAUCGGGUAAAGAUGACCGUAACAAAAUCGAUUACAUUUUCUUCCUGUCCCUUCUUCCACACUCUUAUAGUCCACCUCGAUCUGUUCCUCCACUUUUUCACCUAGAAAGCCUGUUUGCAGACUACGUAUGAAUGUACCGACUUCAGGCCUUGAGUUUUUCCUGUGGCUGACGUAAAAAAGGCUAAGUGUUGCACCCAGGAGCUCUCCUGCUUGCACCUUAAUUAAUGAGCAUGCUGGUGUGUCGUUGCCCAUGCUCCAAAUAUAGUCAUUCCACUCAGUGAACAUGUUAAACGUUAAACCUGAAGUAACGGAUGUGGUUUUAUGGUAAUAAUAGCUUCUAAAAAGUUCAAAUCAGAUCACGCAAGUAAACAUUAUUUUGAAUGUGCCUCUAUGUUUAUUUGUUUUCUUUGGUGACAAAUUUUGUUUGUUACCGAAGACUGUAGUUCGAGGGCCAUCGUACCAGUUGAUAAAAAAUAAAACACAAACAGCAGUGAUAAACAUUGUGAGUUCUCGCAUUAGCAGACGAGACGUCAAGUUUAUAAAAAUGCGAAAACUCACAAUGUUUAUCACCGCUGUUUGUGUUUUAUUUUUUAUUAAACUCUAGUUCGAAAGAUACACUGAUAACCUCGAGUGUUAAGACAAAACAACGGCAUUAUAUCAUUGCAAGCACGACAACAGAGCGAAAUUUAACCAGAAAGAUACAAUUAUUCAGUUCACGAAUGCUUGUUUUGCGGCACUGUGCACAAUAAAAGGUAAUUUGCAUCUUUAUGCGCUGAUGUUUUUACAGUGUCGUGCUUCAUAAUAUAUAGAUUUAGCCAGGGCUAAAAGCGAGGCUCCCAUUAAUAAAUUUAUAAUUUAAAUUAAACAAUAAACUUGUAUUCGAAUUCCACAAUUCAGUUAACUUUAGAGCACAUUUAUGUGACUUUUGAGGGAAAGGCUACCUGAUUUUAGAGAAAAAUAAUUUGCAAACAGCCCAAGAGUGAAUCAAAUGUUACAUCGAGUUGAUAGCCUCAUAUGUACACCCAAAAACUGGUAAUCACCUUCGAUCACAUUUAAGAGCCAUAAUGGCUCUUGAUCACCGUAGAUUAAUUAGUGGAAAAAAAAUCAGGCCAACUUUUUUGCGUUCGACAAGUUUACUUUGCAAAAUCUUGUCAACAAAUCUGGGUGCGUGUAAACCAACCUUUUAUACCAUUUAUACAUCAUAUCUGAGGUGAAACAGUAGUAUGAGGCACUGUUUUUAUCAUACCGGCAGACCUUGAAAGCAGUAUUUCACAAUACAAAUUGCACUCAUUCAAUAUUCAUAAACUGUUAAAAAAAUUUCCAAAAUCACCUACACGGCCAUCCGGUUCUCACUUUUGUAGUGCGAGCUCACUCAAUGGCGAGUGUUUGAAUGAACAUUAACAGAGUUACGCUCCAACAUUAUAAAGAAUUUAUUCUGUUUAUUUUUUAUUUAAUGGUUUAUUAACGCGCGGCAUUUUGAGUACUCCUGCAAGCGAUGUUCACUGAACGACUGAAAACAAUCGGCACAGCGAUUAAAAUUACAAGAGAGACUACUAACAAUCAAUAAAAGAAACAUAAUUCGGUGAAACAUAUACAGAAACAACAAUUUUCAUUCAGGAAGACAUGUAUUAAAGUAUCCCUAAAAAUCCUGAGUCUUCAAGCUUCAAGCUUAAGUUUAUGUUUUAAGCCGGCUUCCCGGUGUUUGCUUUUUUCAAAGACGAACUCGAGGCAAGAAAAUCGCUCAAAGCUUUCUUUUCCGGCCAGAAUUAUAACUAAAUUUUCUUUGGAACGUUUUCUUUCUAUUUGCGGUGAGAAACUGUCUAAACGCUUUUUAAAGUUCUGUAAGCUUAUAUCAAACCUGAUACUCGGUCAGAUCAUUGUCUCAAAUCUUACAAACGUGCAUAAACUAAAUGACCGCAUAAACUCCGCUCGACUUCAUUAAAUUAGAUCCAAAAAAACAAACAUCAAAUACAAUAAUUUCUCUGGCUUACCAUUUGAGAUGCAGCUCCUGAAAGGUAUCAAGAAAAGCCAGUAUCGCUUCAGACUUUGCAAUCCUCUUACGCAUCAAGCAAGGUGAAAACGAAAACGAUGCCAUCCGAAAUCGGAUUUCCGACUUUGACAAGCGACGUAUUCCUCAACCAAAAACCCAAUAAACAAACUAGCCAUGAAUAACAGAGGACUCCUGAUAGCAGCUGAAUUUCAUUUUGCAUAUCCAGUGGAAAAAGACAGUUAAAAACAUCACAAGUUGACACAAAACUCUGUCAGCUUCAGCUGUCAAAGUAAACAAGAUUCAAGAUGCUGCAUAAAUUUUCCGCAUGAACUCGCCUGUCAAAUUUUGACCAAUCAGAGCAUAAAAAUUGGACGUAGAGCGUGACCAACGCGUGACCAUGGUGAGAAAAGUCAAAAGCAACUGUCUUCCCUGCCUGUAACAGCUGGCUGAAUUUUCGCGUCCGAGGUCAGUUUCCAAUCAAAAUUUUAAUUGUGUAGCACAUAAACACAACAUAUUUCAUAUGAAUUUAGAAAAAACUUCAACUUGAGCCUGCGAUCACUUGAAAACUAGUAACUUGUCAGCGGAUAACUUCAAAAAAAUACUUGACCUCGAUGGGUCGACACCUGAGCCCGCGAUACGGUCAAGUGAUACUGGUCAGCGGGUACCCUGUUUUGACAGCUGUCAAUUGAUCAAAACAUUAAUGUCCAAUAUGUGUGCAUUAUCAGUUUAACUAGUAAAAGUAUGAGAUUGAACAUUGUUCGCGAUCUAGUAAAACAAUUAACUGGUCAGCGGACAGCUUCCAAAUAAAUCACGUCACCUCGAUGAGUUGAAACAUGAGCCCGCGAUAUGGUCAUGGGAUACUGGUCAGUGGCUAUCCUCUUUUGCCAGCUGUCAAUUGACCGUAUUGUGAAUGUCCUAAAAUAUCCUAUAUUAAAGAUGUGGACUUGCCAAGACACGCCUGAGACACCCCUAUUUAUAGCCCCGCUAUAAAUAGCUUUUGCCUCUAGUAUAGAUGAUUGACACUUUACUACUAAGGCGCGUCAGAGGCUUUAAUAGAAUACUGCUCUGGGAUUGGUUCGAAGGGCCUUUCAUUCCGAGAAAAGCUAAAGAUAGAAACGUCACAAGACUUGAUUGUUGAGUGUAGACCAGACUCUGCGACACAAAAGGUCAUUUCUUUGUUAUUUUGAAGAAGACAUGGAUCUCAAAACUCUAUUUCACAAUCUUCGCGAAGAAGUGUCUUGUUCGGUGUGUUCGGACUUAUUCACGGAUCCUAAACAACUCUCCUGUCUGCACAGUUUUUGCUUAAAAUGUGUAAAUCAGUGGUACGAAACGUGCGGGGGCGGAGACGCCAUUAAAUGCCCGAAAUGCCAAACGCUAAACAGAAUACCAGCAAGCGGUGAUCUUAAAGAUCUUCCAACAAGCUUUUAUUUGAACGGCUUUAUCGAUGUUCUUGCCAUCAAAGAAUGCAAGAACACUCAACUAACAUGCGGAAACUGUGACAAGAAGAGCUCGGAAGUGUCCUAUUGUUUUCAGUGUUGCAUAUUUUAUUGCGAAGAAUGCUUAAUGUUUCAUAGUAAAAUGCGAGACAAAACGGGACACCGUGCUUUGGCGGUAAAAGAAUUCCAAGAUAAGGACUUCGAGGAUGUAUUGAAGCGACCAGUAUUUUGUUCAAGACAAGGACAUCAGAAAGAAGAGCUGAAAUACUACUGUAAACAAUGCGAAACGGCUCUUUGCCAAACUUGCGUCAUUUUGGAUCACGGAGGUCAUGUUUUGAAAUUGAUCGAAGAAGAAGCCGAAACCAAAAGACUUGAGAUCAAAUCUGUAAUCGAAUCGCAGAGACAAAAUUUAGAAGCAAAAAUAAACAUAGUAAGUCAACUGGAUGAAGACUGUGCUAACGUUUUUCAACAAAGCGAAGUAUUAAAAAGAGAUGUUCAAAGGUUUGCUGAUAACUUGAUCGAAACAAUUCAAGCAAAAAUGCAAAAUAUAAUCACUACAGUGGAAGGCCGAACUAAGAAGUCUAUUGAAAGUUUGACAGCCAAAAGGAACGAGAUUCAGCAACAAAUUAAUGUUAUUGAAUCAUCACUGGAAGAAGCUGAUAAACUCUUUCAGAGAAGUACCAACGCUGAAGUUGUUCAGCUUAAAAAAACAUUGCAAACAAUUUUUGAGGGGGUGGAUCAGACUGAGGUUAUCGCUCAUGACCCUGGAACUCAAGAAGCUUUAGCGUUUAUUAAAAAUCAGAAAAUGCUUGAUGUUGUGAACGGAGAAGAAAUCGGAUUCUUGAAGGACCUUAACGGAACAAAAGCAAGUGAAUCUGUGGCUGAAGGCGACGGACUGAAAGAAGGAACUGUAGCGCGUAAAGCUCAAUUCAAUUUGAUUACAAGAAACGCAGAGAGAAAGCAGUGGUAUGAUGAACAGGACCGUGUAACGAUAGAGAUCAAGGACGAGCAAGGACAAGAAUGCGUGACGGAAGUGAAAGUAGAGGACAUGAAAGAUAGCACCUACAAUGUUAGUUUUUAUCCCAGAGUUCAAGGAACAUUCAAAUUGUACGUUAAAGUAAAUGACGAACAUAUUCGUGGAAGCCCUUUUACAACAAGCGUAAAACCAUUUCAUGUAAAACCUGUUUUAUGUUUUGGAGAGGGAGGCUCGGGUGAUGGGAUGUUUAAGAAUCCUCUGGGGGUGGCAGUGACUGACAAAGACGAAGUAUUAGUAGCUGACUGUUUGAACCAUCGGGUUCAAGUGUUUGACAGUAAUGGUACUUUCUUGAGGUCCUUUGGUGACAAAGGUGAAAAUGCUGGAGAGUUCGACUGCCCUUUUGCAAUAGCCACUGAUAAGGAUAGAAAAAUUUUCGUAGCAGACUGUGUUAACCAUAGAGUACAGAUGUUUAGUUGGAAGGGGAGGCACCUGGGUUCAUUUGGCGGCAAAGGAAGCCUUGAUAGUCAGCUCUCUAACCCUUGGGGUUUAUCCUUAGAUAGUACUGGUAAUAUUAUUGUUGCUGAUAGAGGUAACAAACUGAUUAAGAUCUUUACCCCGGAUGGUAGGUUUGUAAUGAAGAUAGGUGGGCGGGGUUCUUUGAGUUAUCCUGUUCACUGUGUUCAGUGUGGUGAAUAUUUCAUAGUGUCAGACCGAGGUGAACACUGUAUCAAAGUAUUUAACAGGGAGGGGCAUUUUCAGUACAAGUUUGGUAAGAAGGGGCAAGGAGACGGGGAAUUUAAUUGUGCUAGUUAUUUCUUAGUGAAUGCGUCACAGCAUCUGUUUGUCUGUGAUCGUGAUAAUCAUAGAGUUCAAGUCUUUGAACUUAACGGAAAAUUCAUCGGGAAGUUUGGAACCCAAGGCAGGAAGUUAGGAGAAUUUAAUUAUCCGUUGUCAGUGGCAAUGCUUAGUAAUGGCCGAAUUGUAGUGUCUGAUGAAUUGAACCAUCGAAUUCAAAUAUUUGAAUGA
Messenger RNA from Porites lobata, 12375 nucleotides. The record is from the annotation of a GenBank genome assembly. NCBI's taxonomy places the organism in Eukaryota, Metazoa, Cnidaria, Anthozoa, Scleractinia, Poritidae.